AAUAGAAGAUAACAGAGGAAUGACCCAGUUAAUUCGAGUGACCGAGUAAAAAAAGAAAAUAAAUAAAAAAAAGAGCCCACUCAUCAGCUUCGGCUUUCCACUGAGUAAUGGCGGGGUGACAACAUCUGUCUUAAGGAGUUAGCUUCAUAAAGUGACACAAGCUGGUACAUAUGUCGAAAUCGUACUGCACACACAUACGCACGGGAACAUGAUUUUUAAGAGUGCGAUUAGGUGUGUGCAAAGAGAUAUGGCCACGAUGUGUGCAAAUAUAUCGCUGUCAUUAAGUUUUAGAUAGAUAUUAAACAAAUCAAAAUAGAAUUGUGUUGUACAGAUGCAUUUACCUUGGUUUUAUAUGGUUGCAAUAUAAACUGAGGAAAAAAUAUAUAGAUAGAAGAAAAAUGGACAAUAUACUCUUUUAUAUCUGACUAUAUGUGAAGCGAUUGAUUUUAACUUGUAAAUGGUCCCUUUCACUUUCUCUGUUUUAACUCUCUCUCUCAAGUUAUUGUUAUAAACAUUUCUGUCUAGAAACAUACAUACUUAAGCACACGCGCUUACGUAUAUGCGCGUGCAUGCUACUCAUCCUUUCCAUACCUCGGGAUUUUCCCCUUUUGCGUCAAUAUUUUGAGGUGUGUAAUUAAAGAAAUUGAUCAUGGCUGCGUUAGAUACGGACUCCUUUAGCAGGCAAACUUCGCUUCGAAGAUCAAGAAGAAAACCGAACUCGCCAUAUGCAAAUAUUCGGCAGCAGUUAAAUGACCAGUUAAAAUGUUUGGAGUAUAGACUGGACACUGAAGUGGCCAUUGUCCUUGAAAUGGAGGAUUUUUUUAAGAAGAUCUCAGAAAUAGAAAGUGAAUAUGGAAAAAAUUUGGAGAGACUAGUCAGACAAAUCAAUACAAAACAUAAAACUGAAAAACAGAAACGAGAACAUUGGCCAUUUUUCUCAAUGUACACCUGCUGGCAAAAUCUACUCAACAUUACAAAAAAACAGGGCCAUGACCAUAACACACUCAGUGAAAUUUGUAAUAACCAAAUGGUAUCCCGUCUCCAAGAUAUUGUUGAAAAUUCCCAACGUAUCUUCAAAAAAUGUCGAGAAGUUGGAAUUGAAAGUCAUGAAGAUAUUUUGAAAGUUCUUCAUGAAUUGCAAAAUGCAAUGAAGACUUAUCAUGCAUAUCAAGCUGAAGCUAAGAAUGCUGAAGCUAAAUUGCAAGAUGUCCAAGCACAAAAGAAGAAACUUGAACAACAACUCCAAGGUAAAACUGGAACCACAAGAAGUUUAAAAAGAUUUGAACAUAGGGAAGAAAAGCGGAAACACAAAUACAAUGAGAACAAAUUAAAGGCUUUGAAAGCACGAAAUGAUUAUCUUUUAUGUAUAGAGUCUGCGAAUGCUGCCAUUAAUAAAUAUUACUCUGAUGAUAUCACAGACCUUAUGGAUUGUAUGAAUUUUGGUUACCAUAGUUGUGUUGCUCGAACUAUGAAAAUGUAUCUUUCAUCCCACGAACAGUUACGUAACUCUCACCAGAGAGCUAUUGACCGACUGAAUCAGUGCAUCCAAGGUCUUGAUGCUCGGGCAGACAAACAAAAGUUCCUUGAGUUACACAAUGCUAUGUUCAUGUUACCAAAAAAGUUUGAGUAUCAACCAUAUAAAGGAGAUGAGGCACGCUCUAUCAAUGCAGUUGUGGAUGAAAUGACUCAUCGCUGUGAAACCUUAAAAGCACGAUUAGAAGGUGUACACUUAGAAAAUGAUGAAUUGUGGAAAACACUUGAGACUGCCGAAAACUCUCUUAUGAAAAUGAUCUCUGUGAACGAUCACGAUGUGACACUCCUCUUCUUAACUGAUAACCCUCCUCCACCAAAGUCUCCACAUGAGGCUGCAAAACACAAAGCAGAUCGCUUGGAGACAGAGUCCUAUUAUCUUUCUAAAUUUAAGGAAUACACGCUUAGCUGUAAUCGUCUUGCUCGGUUGCAAUCAAAACACAACGCUAUACAGAAAGCUGCUGGUGAAGGUAUAAACAAUUCAGGAACCAUAAUGCGACCUUUAUCUUUCCGAGCAAAACCUAGGAAGCGUCGUAUUGGCCGUACACCACCUGUAGGGCAGCCAAAAUUAUUUGGAGGCAGUCUUGAAGAAUACAUUGAUAAUACAGGAGAAGAAAUUCCUCUGAUUAUUCGUAGUUGCAUACGUGUUAUAAAUCUUCACGGCAUUCAUCAUCAGGGUAUAUUCAGAGUAUCUGGCUCUCAAGUUGAAAUCAAUGAAUUUAAAAGUAGUUUUGAAAAAGGUGAAGAUCCCCUGAUAGAUAUGGUGGAUGCUAGUGACAUUAACUCUGUGGCUGGUGUGCUCAAACUGUAUUUUAGAGAACUACGGGAACCUCUUUUUCCAUUGCAUUUAUUUGAUGAACUGAUCAAUUGUACAAGAGUAGAAGAUCCUAAUAUUCGUAUUGAAAAGAUUAAGGAAUUAAUAACCACCCUACCCCGCUCCAUCUUUAUUGUAAUGAGAUAUCUCUUUGCUUUCUUAAAUCAUCUGUCAGAAUACAGUGAUGAAAAUAUGAUGGAUCCUUACAACCUUGCCAUCUGCUUUGGACCAACCCUUCUUCCUAUCCCACCUGACAGGGACCAAGUUAGUUAUCAAAGCAAUGUGAAUGAUCUCAUCAAAACUAUUAUCAUCAAUCAGGAAGAAAUCUUUCUCAAUGAUGGUGGGGAGGUUUAUGAAAAAUGGAUCCUGGAUAACCAGGAUAACAUUGAUGGCAAUGAAGAAGAUGAAGUAGGUUCCUUGCCAAGUGAUGAAGAAGCCUCCUUCUGUGAUAAUGAUCUGUUUGAAGCAACUGCACUCUACGACUUUGAAGGUCGGACGGAAAGGGAACUGUCUUUCAAGAAAGGCAAUACAUUGGUGAUAUUCAAGCAAGUCUCCAGUGACUGGUGGGAAGGUUGUUUUAAUGGCAAAGAAGGCCUUAUACCCGAUAAAUAUGUUACACUUAAAACCGGGCGUGAGGAUAAAAGAAACCACAGUAGCAGUGGUGAUGAAGAUAAACACAGCUCUACUUAUUCUUUGCCUCUGAAGCCUCCAAUGAGGCAACUUAGUGAUGAUAGUGCCACCAACCAACAGCUGGCGAAAUGCAUGUCUCAACCAAAUAUUCUUAUUCAACAAGAGAGACCAGACAGCCCUAAAACGUCUGCCCAGUGUCCUUCAUCGCCGAAAAUGCACAUGAAAUUAGAGGCACCACCCCUUCCGAUGAUUCGUGAAAGAGUUGUUAAAGAACACCCCGUAAAAGAAGAAAAAUCCGAGCCGCCCCAACCAACUAGUGUAACUGCCACCAGCACCACCUCAACAGCAACAACGACAACUGCAAUAUCCAGUUCUGUCAGCAGUGAAGAAGUGGCAGCUAUUGAGGAUGCUCUUGCCAAGAUGAUGUCUGGUAUCAAGUCAUUAGAAGUACAACAGAAAACUGAUAAAAGAAUGAGCUUGCCAGCCAUGAAGAGUAAACCCACUCCUAAACAUACACCUGAUUUAGUUUUAGACCUACCUGAAGGGUCAGACUCCCCACCCUCACAGGAGAACAGUGAGCCUGGUAGCCCCACUGUCAUUAGUGGUGCUGAUGCUUUUGCUAAGUCCAAUCAAAGUACAUUAAAAAAAGGGCAUCCUUUAUUGCGCACACCAAUAGCACUUAAUCGGCAUAGUGCCCCUGAGGACACACAGCCACCAGGUGGACUCGUGCAGUCAUCAGUUAUAAAGAGAAGCUUUAGCACACAAGUGCCUGGUGGCCGUAUUUGUCCAAGCCCCAUGCCUCCUGCAGGACUUGCAGAAGUUCCUAAUGAAGGGAUGUGUUCCACAGCCCCACCUCCAAUACCAGAGAAGCCUAAAGUUGCAAUGAAGGCUAAACCCCCUGUUAUGCGCAAACCUACAAAAUCUCCGGAUCCCCAGCGCAAAUUUAACCCACCUGAUGAAAUUACUGAAAUAGCAACAACUGCAACUCCUCCACCAGCAGCAACUACUGCUGCAUCGUCAACCAAGCAAUAAAAAAUGAACUCAUCUUAAGAGAUUUCUAAGAAGGAAAAUAUGAAAAUUUUAUGAAAAAUAUUGAUACCUUGAGAAUGGAAUGGAAUUAAAAAAGUAACAUCUAGUAAUGAAUGAAACAAAAUUUCUUACCAGCAGCUUUGAAUUGUCAGUUGAUAGAAAGGAGGGUGAAGUGGAUUCAUUUGGAAAAAGACUGUAGAAUUUAAUAGUGUAAGCAUUCUGGGUAUUGCCAUUUUUGACAUCCAUUGCUGAGCAGAGGAUCUAGCUUACACUUUUUACUCCUUCCCACCUUUCCAACUCUCUUCUCUAUCUUAACAUUUUUGUUUUUUUAUAACUUAACCCUGUUUUGGAUUCUUCUUUUCAUAGGUCACUUUGAAUUGUGUAAAUGCUACAAUAAACUCAUUUUUUUGAGGAGGGGGUACAUAAUUACCUAUAUGCUCAUUCAUAUUUACUCUCAAAAUCAUUGCCAAAUAUAAAUUUUCCUGGUACAGACUGAUUUAAACAAAAGUUAUUUCUAAGUUUGAAUUUUUUUUACCUUUGUAAAAACAAAACAACAUUAAAAUCAAUUAGGAGUUUGUAUAUACUGAUGAUUGAUUCAUUACUUUUGAUUAUAGCCUAAGUAAUUCUUCAAAUGACAAUGCACAAGUGCAGAUACAAAACUAAAAAAAGUUCCCCUCUCAUGUAAAAAUGUUGUAUUAGUUAUUAAUUUACUAUACAAGGUAUUGACUACUCAAUAAAAUGUAGAAACAGAAUGUUGUUUCUUUGCUGUGUAGAGCUUACAUUUGACUGUGCGCAAGAAAAAAUGAAAAAGGAGUAAAAUAAUAGAAAAAUGUUUGAAAAAACAAACAAGACGUGCAAAAUAUUUUACUUCUCUUUAUUACCAAUAAUGUUUUUAGCUUUAUUAAAAAGGAAUAUAUAAAUUGUAUACAUUAUAUAAAUCUUGCUUGCUAUGGAAGCUAAAAGAAUAUAUAUUUUAUUUUCUAUAUAUUCUGUACUUUAAUAGUUCAGAGUGGAGAUGCUAUCUCAUUUUAGUGAUUAUAUAUCAUUUGAUAAAAACUAGUUUAUCUGAAGCCCAUAUAGAUUUUUACUGAUUUUCAGUACACAGUGCAACGUCUCAUACUAUUAGGUUGGAAAGAAAGUCCUGUCACAUCUCAAGAUGAUAAAGGAAAAAAUGCUUUUUUUAGUCUUAUUUGAUAUAUUUAACAAAGACAAUAUUGCCCCUCUUUAUUGAUAACAUAAUCCCAUCUGUUUGGGUGUAAAAUUCUUCAGGUUUUGAAGUAAAGAAACACUCAAUAUUAAUUGUUAACCUCUUUACAAUUAAUAAACAGUUACGAGAUACUGUUGCAAUGAUCUGAAAAGAUGAGUCAGAAGAGUAAGAACAAUGAAGCAAAAAUUCUAUAUUAAGUGCCAUAAUCUUUCCCUGUGUGACUAGGGCAAUAUGUGGUCUUAAAUUACUGUAUAAGAGCAACACCUCUUUGCAAUUAACUAAUGUGCAAUGCUUCUGAUUAAUAAUACUUCUCCAUAUUAACUGUUUUAUAUUGGUUUAAUGCUUCAUGAUAGAUGACACCCUUCAAACAUAGAGCAUAACUUUUUUCAGGUGUAGUUCUGGUUUCAGGAUGUAUUCUCCUUUUUCAUCAGGUACCAGUCAUUUGUUGUUUUCAUUGAAUAUGAUUAUAGAGAAUCCCGUUUUCAUCACUGAUAAUGUUUAUACCCAAGAAAAGUUCAAUAACAAAUCUACUCUUCAUUGAUGAACAGAGGGCAACUCAUUGAUUAAGCUGAGAAGUAGCCAGAUGAUGAGGGAACUACUAAGUUUAGACACAUCUAGUUGACGAAAACACUUUAUGAUCAAGGUGUAACUUGAAUUCAGUUGUUUUGCUAAAUCUUGUAUAGUUUCCUUUGAAUUUUCCUCAACUAUAAUUUUCAGAAGCUCAAGGUUGAUAGAAUUUAGUCAUUCAGAUUGAAGGAAAUCUGUGAAAGAAAAAUUUCCCAAGUGAAACUGGAAUGUCAUUGUGGCAUGUCCAGACAUCUAUACACAUAAACCUUCAUUUCCAAAGACAACUAAAUAUUUCUUACUGCUUUUAUUGCUGACAAGUUCUUUUGAGUUCAUACAGCAUGCAGUGUCUGAUAUAGGUCUAAGAUAAAAUCAUUUUAAAAAGAUAAAGUCGAUACAAAUUUAACCUCUAUCAUAUAAAGUAAUUUGCACAAAGAGAAAAGACAUUAGAAUGUAAAAACUAAUACUUGUUUGACUAUAAAUAUUGAAAAAGUACCUCAAAGUAAUCAUGUCAAAAAUACAACAGGACUUACUUUCCAACCUAAUAUUUCUGAGUUUAAAUGCUGUUCGGGGUUUACCUUUUCUACUUCUACAGGUAUCAAUAAAAUAACUAUCCAUAAUUAUUUUCAGGUCAAUCAAUCACAAAUGUUCUUUCUCCUUAUAUAUACAAAGAAUGAUGUGCCAAAGAAAAUAUUUCAAACAAAUAAUUGGGGGAUCAAUUUUGAAGUAAUUUGUGACAUAUUUAUAUGGUUGAAUGCAUAUAAUGUAAUAUUUCCAGUUAACUUGCAGCAGUGUACAUUUCUCAUACCAUUGAUUUAAUGCUACAAAGAUAUGAGGAGAUAUAAAACAUUAAAACAGUUGCAGAAAUUAAAGGGAAGGUAAGAAAGCAUACUAAAGAAAGUGGAGAUUGAGAAACAAACAUUAAAAAUAUAGAAGUGAAAAAAGUUUUUCAAAAUUGAUAGUGCACCAGUGCUCAAUAGCUAAUAAUGAUUGUAGCAAAUAAUAAAGAAUCUUCCCGAAUC
Octopus sinensis (East Asian common octopus) is the source of this 6796-nucleotide messenger RNA. RefSeq names its product SLIT-ROBO Rho GTPase-activating protein 3. The record is from RefSeq and is a predicted model, not a curated record. Gene Ontology annotation, cellular component: cytoplasm. Lineage: Eukaryota; Metazoa; Mollusca; Cephalopoda; Octopoda; Octopodidae. Gene Ontology annotation, molecular function: protein binding. The transcript is spliced from 20 exons. Bases 650 to 4006 code for a protein of 1118 amino acids. Gene Ontology annotation, biological process: negative regulation of cell migration; signal transduction.